Molecule: messenger RNA, 1333 nt
Organism: Caenorhabditis angaria
Lineage: Eukaryota; Metazoa; Nematoda; Chromadorea; Rhabditida; Rhabditidae
Source: the annotation of a GenBank genome assembly
AUGGUGAGCGGAGGAAUUGACGAUUUGGCCGAUUGUCGCGAAGUGUUCGCCUAUUUCGACAGCAAAGGCGAUGAGCGGAUUUCGGUUCAACAAGUCGGCGAUGUUCUCCGAGCUUUGGGUCAGAAUCCAACCGAGGCGGAAAUUCAAAAAUGUGUCGCUUCUUUUGAGAAGGAGUCGAGACUUUCGUUUGAGGAUUUUGUGCCAAUUUUUCAGUCUGUCGGAAAGACUCGGUAAAAAAAUGCUCAAAUUUCGAAUCUGAACAUGAUUUUUUUGCAGUGAAAAACACUCAGUCGAAGAGUUUGUCGAAGGAUUGUCGCAUUUUGACAAGGAAGGAAAUGGUAUGAUAAAUGUGGCCGAGUUGAGACAUCUUUUGACAACACUUGGUAAGAAAAACGUGGAAAAAUUGACACCACUCUAGAUUUUCAAUAAAAUUUAUGUUUUCUAGUAGUUUUCGACGCGCUGAUCACGAUUCCGUCGUCUAAAAUUGCAGAGCUCAACUUCUAAUAUGAGUUAUCAUUUGAAAGUGUUAAAAUUCGAAAAAUCAGGAUUUCAGGAGCUGAUUUUCAUUGAAAUCUGAUAGCAUAGGGUUGUUCAGAAACCCAACAAAAAUGCUAUCAGAUUUGCAUGAAAAUUCUCCUGAAGUUCUGAUUUUUUGAAUUUUGACACUUUCAAAUGAUAAAUCAUAUUAGAAGUUGAGUUUUGCAAUUUUAGACGGCGGAAUUAUGAUCAGUGGGUCGAAAACUACUAGAAAACAUAUACAUAUUUUAUUGAAAAUCUUGAGCUGGACAUCGACUAUAUGGCAUUUUCAUGUUUUUUAAGCAAGCGAGCUGAAAUAUUGGGUUUUAAUGUUAUUCAUAUGAUAGAAUGGCCCAAGACGAACAGAAUGAUAUAAAUUUUGAUGAAUUUACGUUGUCCUUAAGUGAUUUAGCGUCGUUUAGUCGAUAUUUAGGCCCUAAACCUCGCUAAAUCACUUAUGGAUAAGGUAAAUUCAUCAAAAUUUAUAUCAUUCUGUUCGUCUUAGACCAUUCUAUCAUAUGAAUAACAUUAGAACUCAAUAUUUCAACUCACUUGCUUAAAAAACAUGAAAAUGUCGAUUUAGUCGAUGUCCAACUAUAGAGUUCCCUUGUCAGAAAAUCAAAAUUUUUCCUAUAAUAAAUUGAGAGUUUCCCCUAAAAAAUCACAAUUUUGAGGAGCUAAAUCAUCCCCGAAAUUAAUAAAAUUUGCAGGAGAACGAUUAUCAGACGAAGAUGUUGAUCAACUUUUGGCCGGCCACAAUGAUUCACACGGAAAUGUGAAUAUUGCCGAUUUUGUGCGAGCAAUCAUGAAUCAAUAA